This is a messenger RNA of Parnassius mnemosyne (clouded apollo), 2871 nucleotides long. The record is from the annotation of a GenBank genome assembly. Lineage: Eukaryota; Metazoa; Arthropoda; Insecta; Lepidoptera; Papilionidae.
GAACAGUUUUGUAAGUUUGUUAAUAUUUCUUAAUAUUGCAAAUUGAAGUUGCGGUGAUUUGUUGUUAUCGCCGGAGAAAUACAUUAUACCUUGCCUGAUAUAAAAUGCGAUAGAUCGGGGCUAGGCUAAGGUGCAGCGUUAAAUAUAGUGCAACCAGAACCUGAAAAUCAACAAUUAACCUGAAAUCCUACUAUAUUCUAGAAGAAACUUGGUUGUUUGCAACACUCGUUAGAACCAGCGGGCUUAGCUGUUUCUGUUUCUUUCUCUUGCACUGCUGCAUAGAAUUUUCAGUGUUUCAUUGAAAUUUCGCGGUGUCUGUUCUAGUACAUAUUACUGAGUAUUACUGCGAUUUUAUAUCAAGAAAUUAACAUCCACCCUGGUUUGGUCUUCCACUCACUAAAAACCAUUCUAUCAGACUUAAAGUGAGAGAUUAGAGUGCACAUUAGAUGCUUACAGACACAAGAAUUCCCUCACUCUCAUAUUUCUUGUAUUACUAAAGACACAAGUCUGAGAAGGGAAUAAUGUGCACAUGUGCUUGCUUACACACACAUGCAAUAUAAUCCUGCCCUGUAAUAGUCUCUAUUGUGAUCGAAAUUCUGUCCAUAGGAAAUUAUUAUUGUCAUGCUGCUGCUAUAUAUCUAUGUGUCACAGGUGGGUCGGCUGUACUGGGGUGGUACCAUGGACUAAACAGAAUACCAUUGUAAAAUAGCAGCUUAAUUCUGCUCUGAUGUGUAUGGUGAGUGUAGAGAACCAGACAUACUUUGUACUUAGACGAGGUGUUCCAUAGUGGUUCUCAUAGGUGACAGCAUAUCUGCAUUUUGAUUCUUAAUUGGUUAUUAAUUAUAGAUGUGUAUGGGCUCACUUACCAUCAGGUGGUACUCUACUAGUAAGAUUAGGAUGAAGAGAAUUGUGGUAGCCAACUGAUUUUAUUACAAACUUGUAUAUUUAAGUAGUUUUCCAUAUUUAUGAUGAGCUUUCAUAUUUUCAGAUAGAUGAGGAUGAGGAGCCCAUAAUUGUUUGUUUCACCUGUCAUGCAAGACUCAUUCGUUGCAGAACAUUACAACACCAGGCUAUUGAGUCAAAAGCAGUUCUGGAGCAGUUGCUUGCAGGAGGGUCCAUGUCAAUACCAAAACCGCAUGAGGCUAGAGAUAAGAUUCAAUUCACACCAAUUAGUCAUAUAGAUAUCAUGCCAGUAGAGUGUGAUAUAGAAAAUGAUUGUAAGAACGAAAUGUUUAGCCUUGAAUCUGUUAAAGUUGAGGAAGAGAAUUUCGAAAAUGAGAAUUACAAUUUUGAACAAAAUGGGAAUCAUGAAACAGAAAGUUCUGAGAAGAAGAUUAAAUCAAAUUCUACUGAUUGUAACAUAAACGAUGUUCGUGAAGAAGACCUCUAUUUUGUAGGCCCUACUAUUAAAUCAAACCCUAAAUUGAAAAAAAAUAAUCAACCAAUUAAUAAAAAAGGAAAGCAUCCUGCAAAGAUUAUGAAAACGAAAAUUUUGAAACAAAAGAGUGUAAAUAUACUUAAGAAAAAAAUAUCUGGGACAUCAACUGAACACAUUUUUAAAUGUGAUGGUUGUAGUAAAAAAUUUUCAACAAAAAACAUUCUCGCCAAACACAUUUCAUACAGUCAUAAGAUGCAAAACAACUCAGACACCACUGCAGUGCGGACACAAGUAGAACUAACUCCAAUACCACAACAAACAGAAAUAUUUAAUUGUGAUAUUUGUGAAUUUAAAACAUCUCAAAAACGUCGCAUUUUGUCACAUCUUAAAGCGCACGUCGCUAAACAAAUGUACUGUUGUAAUAAUUGUGAAUAUAAAUGUAUUAGAAAAAGUAAUUUGCAAACCCAUUUGAAAAUACACACCGGUGAAAAACCUUUUUCGUGUAAUAUCUGUGAAUAUAGAUGUAUUAGAAAAAGUCUUUUGCAAAGACAUAUGAAAAUACACACCGGUGAAAAACCUUUUUCGUGUAAUAGCUGUGAAUAUAGCUGUAGUAUGAAAAGUGAUUUGCAAAUACAUAUGCAAAUACACACCGGUGAAAGACCUUUUACGUGUAAUAUCUGUGAAUAUAGAUGUAUUAGAAAAAGUCUUUUGAAAACACAUAUGAAAAUACACACCGGUGAAAGACCUUUUUCGUGUAAUAUCUGUGAAUAUAGCUGUAUUACAAAAGCUAAUUUGCAAAGACAUAUGAAAAUACACACCGGUGAAAAACCUUUUUCGUGUAAUAUCUGUGAAUAUAGAUGUAGUAUGAAAAGUGAUUUGCAAAGGCAUAUGAAAAUACACACCGGUGAAAAAACUUUUUCGUGUAAUAUCUGUGAAUAUAGAUGUAUUAGAAAAAAUCGUUUGCAAGAACAUAUGAAAAUACACACCGGUGAAAAACCUUUUUCGUGUAAUAUCUGUGAAUAUAAAUGUAUUAGAAAAAGUAGUUUGCAAAAACAUAUGAAAAUACAUACUGGAGAGAAAACUUUUUCGUGUAAUAUCUGUGAAUAUAGAUGUAUUACAAAAAGUCAUUUGCAAACCCAUAUGAAAAUACAUACUCGAGAAAAACCGUUUUCGUGUAAUAUCUGUGAAUAUAGAUGUAUUACAAAAAGUGAUUUGCAAACCCAUAUGAAAAUACAUACUGGAGAAAAACCUUAUUCUUGUAAUAUCUGUGAAUAUAAAUGUAUUAGAAAAAAUUGUUUGCAAACACAUAUGAAAAUACAUACUGGAGAAAAACCUUUUUCGUGUAAUAUCUGUGAAUAUAGAUGUAUUAGAAAAUAUGAUUUGCAAAGACAUUUAAAAACACACACUGGCGCAAAACCUUUUUCGUGAGCUAUCCGGUGAAAUAUGUACAAUAUUGUGUAAACUUGUUUUAUAUAAAUAUGUGUGUACCAGAC